Phytophthora sojae is the source of this 738-nucleotide messenger RNA. RefSeq lists its product as hypothetical. The transcript is spliced from 4 exons. Lineage: Eukaryota; Oomycota; Peronosporomycetes; Peronosporales; Peronosporaceae. Gene Ontology annotation, molecular function: protein binding. Bases 1 to 738 code for a protein of 245 amino acids. The record is from RefSeq and is a predicted model, not a curated record.
AUGGGUGCCGCCGGAGAAGUGCCAGCGCCGCUCCAAGGCAGUGACGAAUCGACCGCCAAGCCCGGAGGCAACACCCCCGCCUGCGUCGCCGCCGCCGACAACCCGUCCAAGCGCCAGCCGCACGACGUCGUCGCCAAUUUUGCUGGAGACGCGACCAACGUCGCCGGCCUCUGUGGGAACGCGCUGGGCGAGUUGAACAAGAUCUACCUGGGGAAGAAUCUGCGCACAAAGGCGCUCGGAGUGGUCGCCGCUGGGGCCAUUGAAGCUGGAGAAGUCUUCGGUCAAUACCUCGGCGAGAUGGAGCACAUGCAGCCAGAGAAGCCCACGCACCCCGUCCGUGUGGCGAUCAAUGCAGAGAACAUGGGCGGCCUCAUGCGGUUCGUAUACCACUCUUGCGAGCCGCUGACGAAGUUCGUCGAGGUCUCCAACGGACGCCGCACCACCGUUGUCAUGGCGAGCACAGAAGACAUUCGUCAGGGCCAAGAGAUGACGGUCGAUUAUGGCGACGACCUGUGGUUCAUCUGCCGAUGCGGAUCGGACAGAUGCCGCCAUCGCCAUCUCCAAGAUGCUCAAGAUCCCGCUGUGUUGAAGCUCGUUCGGCUCACGCCGAUUUUCGCACCCAUCGACGAGAAGGCGCAUCGCAGUGAGCCCGCGCAAGAGUUCGCGCCUAAUGAUGAGAUGAUGGGCCCUUUGAAGAUAUCGCGCGCGCUAACUACAUUUUGCGCAGCUCAGGCCUAG